AUUACAGUACAUCUUGACGACUCACUCCUCUUUUGUCAUGACGACUCCUUAAAACCACAAGCCAAGAACCCAAAGACUAGAACAAGAGAAAAGCGAUACCCCGAUUUUUUUUUCUUCUUUAUCUUUCAAUACCACCCUUUCUUUCUUUCUUUCUUUCAUUUCCACAAGAAAAAAACAAGCUAAAAGAACCACGCUCACAAUGUCAAAUUCAACAGCAGGAGCUCGCCUGCGUAAUAGGCAUGAAACAAAAGCAUUAGAUCACAUUUCAGGAAGCAAGUCCACAGAGACAACCAGUACAUUAACGGCUACAGAAACAGAUAUUAAGCAAACCAUCAGACACAGGAGUCAUGCCACCACAAAUGAUCAUAGCAAUGGAAAUGGAAAUGGAAAUGGAAAUGGAAAUGGAAAUGGAAAUGGAAACGGGCAUGGACAAUCAUCCAAACUUAAUGGAAUCUUAACAGACAAGAGAACUACAGCAUACGAGCGCGAUAAUGACCAGGACAGUAGUGGCAGCGAAACAAAUGAAGAGACCAAUAUUUCUCUACAAGAUUGGCCAUACUGUCCAUCUUUUUCGGUUGCAUUCAAGGUAUUGUUUCUUGUACGUGCCUUGGCAGCGACUUAUUCCAACAUCUCGGACUGCGAUGAAGUGUUCAAUUUCUGGGAACCAAUGCACUAUCUUCAAUAUGGAUCAGGAUUGGAGACAUGGGAGUAUUCACCCGUCUAUGCUAUCAGAAGUUGGGCUUACAUUCUGGCCAAUGCUUUGCCUGCAGAGAUCGCUCGUCUUGCUUUGAGUGCCAACCGUCUUCAAGUAUUUUUUAUUUUGAGGAUCAUCUUGGGGGCACUAUCAGCACAUUGUGAAGCAACACUUUACAGAGCAGUGGUGGAGGAAGUGGAUCCCAGGAUAGGGCGGUAUCUUUUCUUGGCCCUUAUCAGUAGCGCAGGAACAUGGAUUGCCUCCAACGCAUUCUUACCGUCAUCGUUUGCCAUGUAUACCACCAUGCUCUUCUUCAGCCAGAUGCUUCAGUCCCCAGGCCAGCAUUCAUCAAAGAGAACAUUUUGGGCCAUCUUUUGGGUUGGGUUAGGUGCACUUCUUGGUUGGCCUUUUUCUGCUGCUGUGGGUCUACCGUUUGCACUCGAGGAAUUGCUAAUUCAUAGCAGGGAUCAUAGUAAAAAGAAAACAGUCAGGUUCAGGGAUUGGCGCGUGAUGCGGCUGGUCCGUCUCACGACAUUUGCAAUCAUAGUGCUGGGAUGUGUAUUGAUCCCGAUUAUGAUCAUUGAUCAUUACUAUUACAAGAAAUUGGUUAUUGUCCCACUCAACAUUGUUCUCUACAAUGUGUUUGGAGGUGAAAAUGUUGGACCUGACAUUUUCGGUACAGAGCCCUGGUGGUUUUACAUCUUGAAUGGUCUCUUAAACUUUAAUAUACUCUUUGUUGCGGCCCUUGCCUCCUUCCCAAUGUUGAUCUUUGCGUAUUUUACCAUCCCACACGUGCUUCCAAACCCAGCUACUAGUUUGAGGAUUAAGAAUCCACUUCUUUGGUUCACACUCAAGAUUUCGCCUUUCUACCUUUGGUUUGCCAUAUUCACAGCCCAACCUCAUAAAGAAGAGCGCUUCCUUUUCGUCGUAUACCCAUUGAUCUGUUUCAAUGGUGUCUUGACCUUGUAUCUGGGCCAAAAGAUUGUACAAUGUAUACUCGAUCGAUUUGUCACGCGAACCAAGACGGCAGCAAUACACAAGUAUUCUACUGGUUUAGUUUGGGUCAUUCUGAUUGCAUCAGCACUCAUCUCAAUGUCCAGGAUCGUUGCCCUGUAUGACCAUUAUAAUGCACCUAUUGAAGUUUACAGGAAAGCAUUUGAUCUUGUCAAAGUUCCAGAAUCAAUCAGUGGUGUUGUUAGUAUUGAAGGAACUGCUGCUGACCCAUUAGUUCUGACGGAUAAAUCCACCGGAUCAGGAGAGAAAAAACAAAAGGAAAAAGUGGAAACGAUUCGAGUUUGUGUUGGAAAGGAAUGGUACCGGUUUCCUUCACAUUAUUUCCUACCUGAAGGUGCAAAGCUUGGGUUCCUCAAGAGUCAUUUUGAUGGACUGUUACCGGGAGAAUUCAUAGAGAUGAACGCCAGUAGUCGUACGGAACAUUUGGGAGAAGAAAAAGAAGGAUUUGCAACUUUGCUUAAAAAGCCCUCUGCCACAGAUGGUAAGGAGCAUCAACCUAUGCGACUUGACUGGCGGUGGAGUGCAGAAAGACGACCAGGAACUUCACAUACUCCUAAGCUAAUGAACAACGAAAACAAGGAGGUUCAUGAGCAUUAUAUCUCCUUGGAUCAAUGUGAUUACUUGGUAGAUUUGGAUUAUAGUGGCCGUUAUACUGAAAGCGGCGGAGAAGAAGGAGAAGAUCCGAUUGAGCGACGAUACCUGAAGGAUAAAGAUCAUUGGGAAAGACUAUAUUGCAAAAGAUUUUUGGAUACACAGGUUGGAGCGGGUCGUAAUCGAUGGGUGCGAGCGUUCUGGAUGCCCGACAAAAUCACACUUGCUUUGACAAGAGGACAGCCAAAGGUUUGGGGCGAUUACUGUCUAGCACGACGUAAACCCACCACUGCAACUGCUUGA
This is a messenger RNA of Lobosporangium transversale, 2602 nucleotides long. Its product is annotated as Alg9-like mannosyltransferase family-domain-containing protein. Gene Ontology annotation, biological process: protein N-linked glycosylation. Gene Ontology annotation, molecular function: alpha-1,2-mannosyltransferase activity. Gene Ontology annotation, cellular component: endoplasmic reticulum membrane. Lineage: Eukaryota; Fungi; Mortierellomycota; Mortierellomycetes; Mortierellales; Mortierellaceae. The coding region runs from base 200 to 2602 and encodes 800 amino acids. The transcript has 8 exons. The record is from RefSeq and is a predicted model, not a curated record.